This is a messenger RNA of Cinara cedri, 1115 nucleotides long. The record is from the annotation of a GenBank genome assembly. Lineage: Eukaryota; Metazoa; Arthropoda; Insecta; Hemiptera; Aphididae.
AUGGAUCCCAAAUUAUUAAUGCCAUUUCGUUACGGUAUGUGUAUUUUAUUGUUUAUAUUUUUUAAUUUUAGUUUUUAACCAUCUCCUCACAAUCUCAUCCAAUUAUUUCAAUUAUCUACUUUUUAUUUUUAAUUUCCUUUUUGUAUUAAUACUGAUGUAGUAUAAGUUGUUGAAUUGUGAUGAAUGUUAAGUCAUGUUUAAUCAUAAAUUUAACCACAGGAUAUACAUAAAGGGUGAACAAAUAAUGUAAGAGCGGGCCUUUCAGGAUUUCAUGUCUCUGCACUACAUUUGUCAAACUCAAACAUUGUUUUACACUUAUAAGUUAUUAUUUUCUAGGCUGGAAAAGAGAGGUGGUGAAUAGGAACGAAAACACAGGAGUCGAUGUAUACUACCACACACCAGAUUAUAAAAAGCUACGAUCAACACGUGAAGUACUUAAUUAUUUGAAUUUAAAGCAACGAACCCGAUUAAAAAUAAACAAUUUCACGUUUAAGAGAAAACCUCUAGGUUUACCAAAAUCAAAAGAAAUAUGCAGAACUGCCCGUACCAGUAAAGUAAGAUACGUUGUUGACCAUUUAAUCGAAUGUUAUUAAUUUUCAUUUAUAUAUAUGGUAAUGUGGUUUUAGAAAGUUGAAAAAAAACAAGAUAGAGCUCCCAUUGAUAAAAAUAAAAAUAGAAGACCUCCAAGAUUACCAAAUACAAAAGAAAUAUGCAGACCUGCCAGUACCAGUAAAGUAAGACGUGUUAUUGAUCAUUUAAAUGAAUGUUCAUUUAUACAUAUUGUAAUGUGUUUUUAGAAAGUUGAAAAAAAACAACAAAGAGCUCCUAAUGAUAAAAAAAAAAAACAGAAACAAACUAAGCAGUUAGAUAUUAAGGAAGAAAAUCAAACUAAAGUACAAUCAGUAAGAAAUUUUGUCUACUAUCCUCUACUACAAGUACUGCAAAAAACUCCAGAAUUGGAUGACAUUUGUUCAUUUGAAACAUUUAUGUUCCAUGAGUGUAAAGGUCGUAGAUUUCAAUUUAAAAAGGGAUCAGAUAUAGACAACCAGGCCACCAUAGCCUUUAUAAAUGAUUUAAGAACAAACUAUGGAGUUAAAUAUGGAGGAAGAACAUGA